Prorocentrum cordatum is the source of this 1305-nucleotide messenger RNA. NCBI's taxonomy places the organism in Eukaryota, Dinophyceae, Prorocentrales, Prorocentraceae. The record is from the annotation of a GenBank genome assembly.
CUCUAUUUUCACGUCUGGUUGCCACACGUGCAAUCUUGCCCACGCGUUUGCAGGACGCAAGGCUUCAAUCAGUCAGCCCUCGAAACUGCAGGAGUCCCGCGAUGCAAAUCUACAGUGACCCCGCAGACUAUAUGCUCAGGAACGUCCGAAGAACCUGGGAUACUGACCUGAUGCUGCAAGAACCAGCAGUGACCUCACACCGAAAAGUACGGAUGCCGCGCCUCCCCGAACCUCCCCCAGGGUGCGUCCUGACCAAGGGGACACGCCCGACAUAAACCAAGACCUCGAGGCGAGUCCAGCGACGGCGGCGCGGGCGUCCCAGGAGGACAAGUCGUCCUCCCCCCGCCGCCGCGCCAGCUCCAGGCGCAAGCGCGCCACCGCCGCGCCGCCCGUGCCGCAGGCCGCCCCGACCCGGCCGCACGCCUCGACCCACGCGGCCCCUCCUCCAGCCGGCCAGCCUCCAGCGCGGCGCGCGCGGAUGCCUCCAGAGCGGCGGCGCGCGCGGCGAAGCCGGGACGGUCCUCCUCGCGGCGGGAGCGGUAGAUGCACCAGGAGGCAGCUGUGACGCAUACAUCCACGCAUCGCACAUGUGACUCGACUGCCUCGAGGCGCAGCUCCGCAAACAUCCGUGCCUUGCUGGUGUACGUUGCGUCGCCCAGGUCGUCGAUGAACUGCUCGGCCGCAGCCAUGACUUCAUGGAAGUGGCCGAGCUCUCCUUCUUGCAACAUCUUCCUCGCGGUCGCCGCCAUGUCGUCCAACCUGCGUUCCUUGAACUCCUGCAGCUUGCUCUUAAGGUGAACCAGCGGGUAAACGUCCCUCUUCAGCGGAGACCGCGUAAACGGGCAACUGCUGAACCUCAGAGUCCCUCUCUCGUCGAGGGCAGAGCCGCGAUCGAGUACGUACCCCGAGGACAAGACGACUGGAUCCCUCAUCAGUGUCAUGAACAGGGGGUCCAGCAACUCAUCUGGGGCGUCGCCCGUCAAGCUGGCUAAGUGCCGCGACAAGAAUUCUGGGUGGCGGAUGGCCGAUGUGGACCUCUCGAGCACCAGCAGACCCAAACCGGCGGGGCAUCCUCCUUCCGUCACCACCUCGCGGGCGACCCUGUGCAGCUCGCCGUCGCCCAAGCGGCCGGCGAGGAGGCCCGUGACGCGGUCCAGGGCCACGCCCGCCUGCAACAGCUCGCGGGCGAGCCGCGCGUCGUCCCCAGCCUCCGCGGCGUCGGCGGCCGCCCCGCUGCGCGCGGGCUCCGCCAUCGCGGCGCGCCCAUGGCACGCUCCCUGUGGGCACAGUGGCUGCCGCGCUUGA